CGUCACUCUUUUUUAUUGCUCCUAAACUUUCCAUUUCCAUUUUUUUAUUCAUUUACAAAAUUUAUAUUAUAUUAAUUCGCAGCAAUGGAAAGCCUCAGACAAAAGCAAAUCAGCGCGCUCCUUCGGAUGCUCCAUCUGAAUGACGAUGCCCAAGCGUCAGGCGCCGGCGAGAGCGACUCUGGCGGAGCAUCGCCAAUCUGGAAGGUGCUGGUAUUCGACAAUUUCUGCCGCGACAUCGUCUCCACGGUGCUGCGUGUCAAUGACCUGCGGGACAAUGGCAUAACCGUUCAUAUGCUGCUCUCCUCGCAGCGCUCACCAAUCCCUGAUGUCCCCGCCAUAUACUUUCUCCAGCCGCUUGCCGAGAACAUCCAGCGCAUCACAGAUGACAUUGCAAAGGACCUGUACGAACUAUACUACGUGAAUUUCGCCUCGCAGCUGCCGCGCACACUGCUCGAGGAGCUCGCCGUCUACGACCAGUACUUGAACUUUCUGUGUCCCGAGGAAAACAUGUUUUCGUUGCAUUUCCCAAACACCUUCGAGGCCAUACACAACCCAUCGAUGAUGGAUACCGCGAUGAACGCGCUUAUUGACCGCAUAGUCAACGGUCUCUUCUCGGCCCUUCUGACGCUCAAGACAGUGCCCACCAUAUGUGCGCCUAAGGGAAACGCUGCGGCAAUGGUGGCUGCGCGCCUGGACGCCAAGCUCAGAGACCAUAUCCUGAGCAGCCGCAACAACCUGUUCACCGAGGGCACUGCCGGCUCCGAGGACAUUGUGGCGCAGAGCAGGCGGCCCGUCCUGGUCCUUCUCGACCGCGACAUCGACCUGGGCAGCAUGCUGAUGCACUCGUGGACCUACCAGGGCUUGAUCCACGAUAUCUACGAUAUCAAGCUGAAUCAAAUAUCUGUCACGCAAACGGACGAUAAGGGCACAUCGCGGAAGCGGUCCUACGACUUGAACGUUAGCGAUACGUUCUGGGCCGCCAACGCCGCCCUGCCGUUCCCUGAGGUGGCCAUUGGCAUCGACGAGGCGUCGAGCGCAUUCAAGCGCGAAGCGGACGAGAUCACGCGCAUGAGCGGAGUCAGCUCGCUGGACGAGGUCGGUGGUCUGGACAUGGGCGCCAGCACAAAGCAAUUGCAGCGCGCAAUCACAUCAUUGCCCGAGCUGACUGCCAGGAAGGCCAACAUCGACAUGCACAUGAACAUUGCCACGUCCUUGCUCGACAAGAUUAAGGACAGGCAGCUGGACGUUUUGUUCCAGAUGGAGGAGCAGAUCGGGCGGCAAAGCAAGGCGUCUAUCCUGGAGGCCCUCAAUGACGCAGAGAAGAGCGCGGGCGAUAAGCUGCGCCUGUAUGUCCUGUACAUGCUGGCCAAUGAGUCCGGGCUGAAGCAGGCGGAUAAGGACGAGUGCGAGGCGGCUUUGAGGGCUGCAGGCUGCGACAUGGCGCCGCUGGAGUACAUUAACAAGCUGCGCAGCCUCAACAAGAUGAACUCGUCCAUCGCGUCGCCCACUGGUGGAGCAGCCAAUGGUUCCGGGACUAGCGACUUGCUGGGCAAAUUCUCGUCUAUCAGCAAUCGCCUGGCCGGGUUCACGGAUAGCACCAGUUUGGGCGGCAUUUUUUCUGGCGUGCGGAACCUCUUGCCAUCGCGCAAGCAGCUGCCCAUCACGCGCAUUGUCGAGCUGGCCAUGAACGGCAAGCCGGGAGCUGGAGGCGGGGGAGGCAGCGGGUUGGGCAUCGGGCUGCGGUCCGCCGCCGCCGCCGGCAUGGGCUCUGUGGGCAGCGUCGUCAGCGGCUCUGUUGGCGGCCAGGGAGGCGCAGCCAAGAUUGUCGAGGACUUUAUCCAUUUCGACCCGAAGCAGGCGCGCCGCGGCAACCUUGCCGGGUCAAGCGCCAUCGCCGGAGACACCGCGGGCGUGGGCGCGUCGCAGGAGGCCAUUGUGUUUGUCAUUGGCGGCGGCAACUACAUCGAGUACCAGAACCUGAUGGAGUUUGCGCAGCACUCGACGCCGCGCAAGCACAUUGUAUAUGGAUCGACCGACAUUGUCAACGCUGAUGGCUUUUUGCAGCAGCUGUCCCGGCUAAACCAGAGUUAAAUG
Molecule: messenger RNA, 2094 nt
Organism: Kickxella alabastrina
Lineage: Eukaryota; Fungi; Kickxellomycota; Kickxellomycetes; Kickxellales; Kickxellaceae
Product: Sec1-like protein
Exons: 2
Coding region: 85-2091 (668 amino acids)
Biological process (GO): intracellular protein transport; endoplasmic reticulum to Golgi vesicle-mediated transport
Cellular component (GO): Golgi membrane; cytosol
Molecular function (GO): syntaxin binding
Source: RefSeq, a predicted model, not a curated record